This is a messenger RNA of Naegleria lovaniensis, 2211 nucleotides long. RefSeq lists its product as uncharacterized. The coding region runs from base 1 to 2211 and encodes 736 amino acids. The transcript has a single exon. The record is from RefSeq and is a predicted model, not a curated record. NCBI's taxonomy places the organism in Eukaryota, Heterolobosea, Eutetramitea, Acrasida, Naegleriidae.
AUGUUGUUAGGAACGAGAGGAAAUGACCCUUUCAACAAGAGAAAUACGAUGAAGCCUAAUAAUUCUCCUUCUUCCCCAAGCAAUGGUAUGGCAGCCUCAUCAUCAUCGUCGUGCGAGAUGAUCAUUGGCAACCACAAUAGAAAGUCAGCUCCGAGCAUGAAACAAAGUACCACAUUUGCAAGUUUUAAUCAUGCUCCAUUCCAUCCUCCACAAGCGUCCAAUAUUGUUGUUGAUCACAAUUCCUCUUCUCCAAUUCAUACCACCACCAAUUCAACUUCAUUCUCUCCACUUGAACAGCAACAACAACAACUACACAAACAUUACAGUGCUUCCAAAACAUGUUUCAAACAAGGCAUCAUGAUCAAACAAGGAGCCAAAGUGAAGAAUUACAAAACACGAUACUUUUUACUCUAUUCCAACCGAAUCAGCUACCACAAGAUGAAUAAGAAGAAGGAAUAUAACAAGACUCCUCAAGGAGAGAUUUCCUUGAAAGGCUUAAUCUCUUCCAAUAUUUAUGAAAUGUCCAACAUUGAUCAACGAGCUCAGAAAGAAGGUUUGAAAUUUGGUUUUAUUGUGGCCGAUAAGGAACAUGCCCGAAAUUAUUACUUGUUUACAGAGAGUAGAGAGGAAUCGUUGGAGUGGAUUCAGGCCAUUCAUCAAGUUGUGAAUAUGAGUUGUACGAGUGCUGCUGAAAUGCAAGUGAGCUCAGUGUCGAGUCCUAAUCAUGCGGUUGUACAGCAACAACAACAACAAUACUCGAGCAGCAACAGUCAUUAUGGUGGUGGUCCAACAUUAUUGACAAGUGGUGUGAAUUCCACUCGAUAUUCGAUCGUGUCAUCCUCGACACCAACUUCUCCUUCACAUUCACCUUCUCAACCUUUCAGUUCGAAAAAGAGUGAUGUGCAUCCUCACUUGUCGACAUCACUCAAUUUAUCACCACUGCUGUUAGAGCAGCAACAACAACAAUCACAGGGAACACCUCGUUCGACUCAACGAUUUUUACAGCAACAACAACAAGUGAAUGUGGACAAUAUUACUUCUAACUAUGCUCUUUCUUCCUCUCUCGUGAAUUCUCCUCGAAUUUCGAAUACCCAAAAUUCAUCUUCUCUUUCUUCCUCCCCUGUAGUUAUAUCCUCCCCUGCUAAUUCAUCAUUUACUGGUGUUACGAGUGUUCUUAAAGGCUCUCAAGAAUCUGAGCUUACCACUGUUUCAACGUCAUCCAUAUCUUUCAUUGAAUUUAUGAAUAAUGAAUCAACAUUGUUACCUACGGCAGAAACAAGUCCUCGCCUUGAGACAGUAGAAGAAAAUGUCACAUCAACACCAGUCUCCACAAUUGACCCAACCAAUCAAUUCAAUACUCCAAAUCUAACAAUUCAAGAAAGCACAAUGACAGAUGAGGAAGAAUUUAGUAUUGCUCUUAACGCAGCUGCCAUCUUCUUGAAAGAUGAAAUGGAACGAACGCCCCAAGAGCAAGCAUAUGUUGUGGCCAUGAAUUAUUUUAGAACACAACUCGAAGAGCAUUCUAAAAAACAUAAUUGUAAGCCUGCUUAUGGACUGGCACUGGGAACGGUCAUCUUCUGCAUUCCAGAAGAACAAAGAACCGCAGCAGAGCAAGAAUAUUAUCAGGAUAUUGUGAGUCAAUUCAUGUCAAGUGUUGACCUGUAUAGCUAUCUCACAACUCAAUUGUCUUCGUUCUCACUGAAGGAAAAUGAAAUUUCUACUCCAACCAUUGAUUUUGAUGAUGUUUCAUUGGAAAUGGAACAGCACUUGGUAGACAUGUCUUACUAUCUUUCGUAUCAUUCUUCCCAAAUAAUUCCAAUUCAUAUUCAAGUUGAAAUUGCAAAAGCGUGCAAAGAAAUUUGUCGGAAACCAGCUCAUGAACGAACCUUGGAUGAAAUUGAAUUUGUGGACCGUCUUUGUGAAUUACACAACAUGUUUAAGCGAUUAUAUUACAAGAGUGGAAUCAUACCCAACCAACUCACCUUACUUGCAUCUAUUUUACUUGGAAUGGAUCACGAAUUAUUCGAAAACUUUCAAGUAUUGGAAGAAAUGAAGCUUAAAUCCAAUUUUGAGCAAACCCAAAUGAUGGAACAUUCUCUUACAGGACUCACUGAUGCGGAUGAUGAACUAUUACCACCCAACAAUUUUUCCUUAUAUGCCAACAUGUUGGAUGUGAAAAUGUAUGAACUGAGGGAAGCCAGUCAAAAAUAA